AUGCUGGCGCAGAAUUCGACCUCCAUCUUGGAGCUCCAAUCCGGCCAGAGAUGCUUCACCCCGAGGCCUGAGACCCAGCCAGCAUGUCAAUCCGGGCCCAAGCCCUCGUCGGUGCACAUCCGCGGCCAGACCUACGACACCGACCCGUCGUGGUUCAACGUGCCGCCCAAUGUCCUGGAAGCCACGUCGCGACAGCUUCACCUCCAGCGCGACCACCCCCUCGCCAUCACGCGCCAGCUCAUCGAAUCACACUUCCCCCCGCCCACCUUCAAGCACUACAACGAGCACAGCCCCGUCGUGUCGACGCACCAGAACUUUGACUCGCUCGGCUUCGCGGCCAAUCACCCCGGCCGCGCCCUCACCGACACCUACUACAUCAACCAGACGACUCUGCUGCGCACGCACACCAGCGCGCACCAGGCCGAGACGUUUCGCGCCAACGAGAGCGCCGGCUACCUGGUCUCGGCCGACGUAUAUCGGCGCGAUGAGAUUGACCGCAGCCACUACCCCGUCUUCCACCAGAUGGAGGGCGCGAGGUCGUGGGACCGGAACACGGUCCCUGGCGGCGACAUCGCGGCCGCCGUGCGGCGCGACAUGGAGAUGCUCCCCAAGCACAACAUCAAGGUCAAGGACCCGAACCCGCCCUUCCACCCCGAGAGGAACCCUCUCCAAGACGGCCACUCGCCCGACGAGGCCGAGGCUAUCGGCAACCACCUAAAGCGCUCGCUGGAGAACAUGGUUGUCGACGUAUUCUCCAGGACAAAGGCCGCCGCCUCUAGGGCCGACCCCGACUUUGUGGACGAGCCGUUGCGGAUGCGCUGGGUCGAGGCCUUUUUCCCCUUUACGAGCCCCUCGUGGGAGCUGGAAGUCUACUAUGCCGGCAACUGGCUCGAGGUGCUGGGCUCGGGCGUCGUCAAGCAGGACCUGUACACCAACGCCGGGGUCCCGUCGCAGCUGGGCUGGGCCUUUGGCCUCGGCCUCGAGCGUAUCGCCAUGCUGCUCUUCAAGAUCCCCGACAUCCGCCUGUUCUGGUCGCGCGACCAGCGCUUCCUCUCGCAGUUUGACGGCGUGUCGGACCAGCCCGACAUCCUGCGGCGGUUCGUGCCCUUUUCCAAGUACCCGCCGUGCCCCCGCGACGUCUCCUUCUGGCUGCCGGCCGCCGCCGCGUCGUCGUCGGCCGCAGGCGGCAACACAAAGGGCGCGCUGCACGAAAACGACGUCAUGGAGCUGGUCCGCAGCACCGCCGGCGACGUUGUCGAGGACGUCAAGCUCAUCGACGAGUUUGCCCACCCCCAGACGGGCCGCAAGAGCGUGGCCUACCGCAUCAUCUACCGCAGCCUCGAGCGCACCCUGACCAAUGCCGAGGCCAGCCGACUGCACGGGCGCGUGAGGCAGACCCUCGUGAGGGAACUGGGGGUUGAGAUUCGAUAA
Messenger RNA from Hirsutella rhossiliensis, 1431 nucleotides. RefSeq names its product tRNA synthetases class II core domain-containing protein. The transcript is spliced from 2 exons. The coding region runs from base 1 to 1431 and encodes 476 amino acids. Gene Ontology annotation, biological process: phenylalanyl-tRNA aminoacylation. Gene Ontology annotation, molecular function: ATP binding; tRNA binding; phenylalanine-tRNA ligase activity. NCBI's taxonomy places the organism in Eukaryota, Fungi, Ascomycota, Sordariomycetes, Hypocreales, Ophiocordycipitaceae. The record is from RefSeq and is a predicted model, not a curated record. Gene Ontology annotation, cellular component: mitochondrion; cytoplasm.